GAGCUGGAGAUACGGGGAGGAGAGAACAGAUUGAAAACAAAUCAACUAAGAUCUCCUAUUGCACAUCACAACGGCUGCUAGUCUCUGCGAAGUUUUUAAUGCAUUAACUGCCUUGUGAACAGAAAGUAAAAUAAGGCACUUUUACACUAUUGGCUAUUUGUUUUGAAGUUGCGCGAUUAAUGCGAUCAUGGACUGCAGAAGUUUAAAAGAUGCACGUCGGGCGCUAUACCGCAACAAUGAAUGAUAACGUUGACAUAAAGAUCGAUUUGAAAAUCGCAUUUGUAUUUGCAAAAUCUGCGUGAUCCUGCUUAAAAACAAUCAUGGAUUUUCACUGCUGGCCGCAAGCGAGAAUGUUUUGAUGAACGUUAAGUUUUCUGAAGCGUGUGCAUAAACUUUGGACGUGAAUCGAGUGACAGAAUCUACAAGCCUGAAGUUCGUUAACAUCGGAGAGGCUCUCGAAGAGCGCCAUCAUGGAAACCACAACUCCAGCCACCCCUGAGAAGAAGGGGUGUGAGGGUUCAGGCUUGGAUGCCAGCAGCUUCUCUGAGCUGCCCAAGAAGCUGUCACCCACUGCAGUAACACGAGCACCUCCUCUCUUCCCGACCUUUCACACGCCGAUCCCCAUUGACAUGCGUCACCACGAGGGCAGAUACCAUUAUGAGCCACACCCUCUUCAUACCAUGCAUGGGCCUGCUGGAUUAGCUGGAAGCCCAGUCAUCUCAGAUAUCCCUCUGUACCGGCUGUCCCCCCAUGCUGCAGCUGCAGCCGAGUCCCAGUUCAGCCCAUCGCACCCUUACGUGAGCCCCCACAUGGAGCACUACCUGCGCUCCGUCCACACCAGCCCCACGCUGUCUGUCCUUUCUGCCGCGCGAGGCCUGAGCCCACCUGAUGUGACCCACGAGCAGCUGAAAGAACGAGGGCUGUUCGGCCUCCCCGCCCCGCCGCCCGGGACCAGCCCGGCCGACUACUAUCACCUGAUGGCCAGUCACCGCAGCCCCUACGGAGAGCUGCUGAUGCAAACAGGGGCAGCUGCCACAGUUGCUGCUCAUCUGCCUGACUACAUCAGCCCCGUGGACAUGUCACGUUUCCCCAGUCCCAGGCUGACACCCAGGCUCAGCCGCAAGCGGGCGCUCUCCAUCUCGCCCAUGUCGGACGCCAGCAUUGACCUGCAGACCAUGAUCCGCACUUCGCCCAACUCCCUGGUGGCCUACAUCAACAACUCCCGCUCCAGUUCCAAUGCCAGCAGCUCAUAUGGCCACCUGUCCGUCGGGGCCAUCAGUCCAUCCUUCACCUUUUCCCAUCCCGUGGCUUACCAGCAGCUGCUUUCGCAGCAGAGAGGACUCAGCGCGCUGGGCCACGCGCCCCACCUGCUCCAGCCCACGGCCUCCUUCGGCACCCGCCAGCCGCAGCUCUGUCUAGCGACCCACAGCACCAGCAGCAACCCCAACACCGAGGUCUGCCAGAAUGCUGGAGGAGACUCUGCUGUCAGCAGCACCGUCAACCCAAUGAUCACCAAGAGGUCAAAGGUGAAGAUGGAAGCGGACGGACCGCGCCCUAUUUCUCCUUGCUCCCAGGAUCACGUGGAGCUGAGAGAAGAGUUGGAUAAGGACGAGUGCAAGCAGGAGCCCGAGGCCGUGUAUGAGACCAACUGCCAUUGGGAGGGCUGCACCAAGGAGUUCGACACACAGGAACAGCUAGUGCACCACAUCAACAAUGACCACAUCCAUGGGGAGAAGAAGGAGUUCGUGUGCCGGUGGGUGGAAUGUUCACGCGAGCAGAAGCCCUUCAAGGCCCAGUACAUGCUUGUGGUACACAUGCGUCGACACACGGGGGAGAAGCCCCACAAAUGCACGUUUGAAGGUUGCUCCAAGGCCUACUCUCGCCUGGAGAACCUGAAGACCCACCUGAGGUCCCACACGGGAGAAAAGCCGUAUGUGUGUGAGCACGAGGGCUGCAACAAGGCCUUCUCAAACGCCUCGGAUCGGGCCAAGCACCAGAACCGUACACACUCCAACGAGAAACCAUAUGUGUGUAAGAUCCCAGGUUGCACGAAACGCUACACAGACCCGAGCUCUCUCAGGAAGCACGUGAAAACAGUUCAUGGGCCAGACGCACACGUCACAAAGAAGCAGCGUGCCGAUAUUCCUGCCAAACCUCAGCCUCCUAAAGGGAGUGGGGAGAACGAGGCUGGCACAAUGCACGCUGGGAGAGGAACCGAGGGGUCAGCCGAAGCCAACACCACCCCCAGAGGAGAGGAGGACCGCCUGCAAGUCAAGACUAUUAAGACUGAGAACACAGCGAUGUAUCAGUCCAGCCCUUGUGGGCAGUCCUCAUGUAGCAGCGAGCCAUCACCACUUGGUAGCACCACCAACAAUGACAGUGGAGUAGAGAUGGCCAUGCACAGUGGAGGCAGUUUGGGGGACCUGAGUGCUCUGGAUGACCCCCCUGUGGUGGAUUCCACUGGUUCUCCAGGGACCUCAGCAGGUGUCGGCCUUCAGCUUCGUAAGAACAGGGGAGGCCUUCUGCAGCUCGAGCACAUCAAGAAGGAGAAAUUAAAGACUAUGAGAGACUCCUGCCCAUGGAGCAACGCAACUCCUCAAGUCCAAAACACCAAGCUGCCUCCAAUACCGGCUGUCGGGUCUCUGCUAGAGAGUUCGUGUGCAGGCUCCCUGGGUGGCAGCCUGCCCAGCCAGCGUUUAGUGGACUUGCCCUUGUGUGAAGUGACGGUGCUGCACCAGCUGUGCGAGCGCAGAGACAGCACCAGCAGCACGCUGAGUUCAGCCUACACACUCAGCCGCAGGUCCUCGGGAAUCUCGCCCUGCUACUCCAGCCGGCGCUCCAGCGAGGCCUCGCCAUUCGGCGGGCGUCACAACAAUGUGAGCUCGGCCGACUCGUAUGACCCCAUCUCUGCCGACCUGUCUCGCCGGUCCAGCGAGGCCAGCCAGUGCGGUGGGGCUGCCCUCCCCAGCCUGCUCAGCCUCACCCCGGCCCAGCACUACCGCCUGAAAGCAAAAUAUGCAGCGGCCACAGGGGGCGCCCCACCCACGCCCCUUCCCAACAUGGACCGCAUGAGCCUGAGGACUAGAAUGGCACUGUACAACGACUGCCAGGAGAGCUCGGCACAUUUGUUCCAAGUCCGAGCCAUGGGCAACUCACGGCGCUGCAGUGACACGACCUACGGCACGCCUGGUAUUAUGCCUCAUGAAGUCCCGAGUAACCUGCCAAGGAGAGCCAGUGACCCCGUCCGCCAUGCGACUCUGGAUCCGUUCUCCAUGCCUCGAGUCCAGCGCUUCAACAGCACGAGCAGCAUGAACCCCUCCCGGCUGCCUGCUGGCGACCGCCGCAGUGUUAACUUGCCGAACGGUACCUGGUCCGACGGUGGGUUGCAUCGCCAUCCAUUCAGCCAAAGGCCGCCUAGCAUCUCGGAGAACGUCGUCAUGGAAAACUUGGCCAUCGAUGGCGCUGACCAGGCGGAGGAUGACAUGGUCCUUCCAGAUGACGUGGUGCAGUACCUCAGGUCCCAGCACUCUGACCCGAAUGCGGGAAUGGCCUAUGGCAGCACUCUGGCGCAGGACUUCCAGAGCGGAGCAACCUCCGAGCAGCAGAGGCACUUUUACGGGCAACGGCGCAUGGCCUUGGCCGAUGCCGACCUGAGCCACACGGAGCAAGCGACGGCCCCCUGCCACAUCAGCCCAGGUCCCCAACAGCCAUUCUUAGCCUCCGCCAGCAUGAACAAGAGCCACAUGCCUGUCCAGUGGAAUGAAGUCAGCUCAGGUACUGUGGACAACACAGCAAGACUCCCAAAGCAGCAGCUGCUCAGAGCCAACCUGGCACUCAUCCAGCAGAAACAGCUCGUUGGGCCUUAUCAGUGCUUUGACACGAAUCUACAGACCUCACCGAUGAGCCAGAAUGUGAAUCUUCUACACCAAGGUUACCCCCAGAGGAAUGCUCAGAGGAUGAACUCCAUUCAGCAGUACAAACAGUCCUACGUCAACCCAUGUCAAAACCUCAGCGAGCAACCGAAGGCACAGCAGGGAUGUCGGCAGGAAGUGAACCCUAAUCCCUCAUCAGGGAGCACCUGCCAAGGCCAAAUAUGCAACAGUAUGGCUCUGCAAAAUCAAGACAUGCCAAAUUACAGGUCAGCCUAUGCACACCUGGAUAACUUCAACCAGCAGAAUUAUGCCCCAUCACCCCAAAUCACCCUUCAAAAUGGGGGCAGAGCUCCGUUUCAGCCCAGGCCUCCGACUGAACCCAAACCUCCAAGCAGGUACCACUCAGGUUCAGGUAUGCCCCAGCAAAGUGGCUACAUGCUGUCCAGCGCUGGCUCUGGCUUUAACACCUCAGAGGCUAGCCCUAAGAGACCAGCAGGGACUGCCGACCUCGCUAAUCGAAACAAUAGCACUGCAUGCAAUUUGGUAGAGAGCCACAUGUUGGAUAGCAAUGUAAACUAUAACUCACCCAUGUCACCCUGUGCCAGUCAAGCUCCUUGUAACACAGUGCAUGCAAUGGCAUCUCCCGGGGUCAACCAGGUCAGCAGCACAGUGGACACUUCUCAGACUGUUGAGCAUACUCAAAUUGAUUUUGAUGCCAUGUUGGACGAUGGAGACCAUUCCAGCCUGAUGUCUGGCACAUUGAGCCCCGGUCUCUUGCAGAGCCUUUCCCAGAAUUCCUCACGGCUCACCACCCCACGGAACUCUGUCACACUGACCUCAGUGCCAGCAGGAAUCAGCAACAUGGCUAUUGGUGAUAUGAGCUCUAUGUUGACUGCCCUUGCUGAGGAAAACAAAUUCUUAAACAUGAUGGCUUAAGGAUCAAUGAAUUAUAGAUGGGAAAAACCUAGGAAGAAAUGUAAUAUGUUGUGCUUGGUGAUCUUUCUACCUUUUUGUAUACAUCAAAGGAAUAGUAUUAUACAUGUGACAACAUCCACUUAUGUCUUAAGGGGAGCAAAAUAUGUACAUAUAUUUUUAAUAAGAAAAAAAA
Molecule: messenger RNA, 4980 nt
Organism: Electrophorus electricus (electric eel)
Lineage: Eukaryota; Metazoa; Chordata; Actinopteri; Gymnotiformes; Gymnotidae
Gene: gli2a
Product: GLI family zinc finger 2a
Biological process (GO): smoothened signaling pathway; regulation of transcription by RNA polymerase II
Cellular component (GO): nucleus
Molecular function (GO): DNA-binding transcription factor activity, RNA polymerase II-specific; RNA polymerase II cis-regulatory region sequence-specific DNA binding
Source: RefSeq, a predicted model, not a curated record